Messenger RNA from Acanthopagrus latus (yellowfin seabream), 947 nucleotides. Its product is annotated as serine/threonine-protein kinase fray2. The transcript is spliced from 2 exons. The record is from RefSeq and is a predicted model, not a curated record. NCBI's taxonomy places the organism in Eukaryota, Metazoa, Chordata, Actinopteri, Spariformes, Sparidae. The annotation marks the transcript as partial.
CUCAUGCAGCCGGAGGGGCGGGGCCAGAGGUGGGUGUGUGUCUCUCAGCUGAUGCGCGUAUCAACCGACCGACUCCAUCAUCAGCAUCCGACGCUGACCGCGGUCGAAGGCAGCAUCCCUAAUGUUCCCGACCCGCGGUACCAUCGCAGGGAUAAUUCAGAGCCCCGGCCAGAACCAGGACUGACGCCGCCGUCGCCGCCGCCGCUGCUGCUGCUGCCUUCUGACAAUAUUGUUUACCGAGGCUGCCAUCUUACAAAAAAAAAAAAAAAAAAAAAAAAAAAAAACCCGCCGAGCUGCAAAAUAGUGAGUAGCCUUUGAUGAUGGACCGCCAGGAUGCUACAAUCGUGUGUGUGCCCCCACUACCUGCAUUAGGUUGUGAUGACCCACACUACUUCCAAAUGUAUCUGUGACCCUCCCCAAUCCUGACUCCUAACCUCUAAUCCCUGACCUUUGACCCCACUAUGGGCAGUGUUGGCAGUGGGGUGGCAGGAGAGCAGGAGUUUGCCAUGAAGUCUGUGGGCACGAGGACCACCCUGCCCCGGGCCCCUCCUCUCUCUCGCCGUUGCCCUGCCGACCGCAGCUGCAGCGCAGAGCGGCUGCCCCGCCCCCCGGCGACUAUAUCAGACGGGACGGCGUCUAGCGAUGAGCGAGGGAGUGUUAGUAUCGGGACUGGGACCUGUACCGGGACUGACCGGCCCACCGAAACAGCUUCCUCCACCAACACUGAAUGUACCAUGACGGCCCCGUCCAACAACAACCAGUUGGACUGUGGCAACGGAGCAGGCAGGCGGGAGAGGGAGUGGGAAAGGGAGAGGGAGAGGCAGCGUGAGAGGGGGAGAGACAGGGACCGGGACCGAGACUGGGACCGAGAGAGGCUGGAGAGGGAGCGAGAGAGGGAGAGGAACCGGGAGAGGGAGCGGGAACGAGUGGAGAGGGAGAGGCUGGAG